AUGGGAGAAACACGUUCGAGACACCACCAGGACCAGGAAUCUGCAGGCAUGUUGAGCAAGAUCACUGGUGUGCGCCUCCCGAACGAGCCGUCGUCGACGUUGUGGGACAUCACCAUUGAAAACGGGAGGGUGUCUGCAGUAGAGACACACGACAGCAAUGGAAGCAGGCGUGACGACACCAUGGACGGGGCUAACCGGCUGAUCGCGCCCUCCCUUUGCCAUGCUCACAUCCACCUCGAUAAGUGCUUCUUACUCCAAGACCCCAAAUUCAGCGACCUUCAGAUAGAGAGCGGUGAUUUCAAAGAGGCGAUGGAAUUGACGGGAAACGCCAAGUCGAGGUUUGAGGAAGACGAUCUUCACAGGAGAGGCAAGCAGCUCAUUGAGGAGAGUAUCCAACAUGGAGUUACCGCUAUGCGAGCGUUUGUGGAGGUCGACGGAGGGGUCCAGCUGAAGUGUUUGCAAGCAGGUCUGAGGUUGAAAGAGGAGUUCCAAGACAGAUGCUACGUGCAAGUGUGUGCCUUCGCCCAGCUACCGAUCUUCUCCGGUCAAGACGAGGGUGCUGAGGUCAGGAAGCUGAUGACCACUGCUGCGUCUUACGAGAAUGUCGAGGUGCUUGGAAGUACGCCAUACGUAGAGGAAAAUGACACGAAAGCAAAAGAGAAUAUACGGUGGAUCUCUGCGUUGGCCUUGAAGCAUCAGAAGCAUCUAGAUCUUCACCUGGACUACUUCCUGGAAGAAGAAAAACAACCCCUAGUCUGGGAUGCCUUAAGAAUAGUCAAAGAACAGAGGUGGCUGGAGAAGGGAGGCAAGCAGAUCACACUGGGCCACUGCACCCGUUUGACACGGUUUCGGAAAGAAGAGUGGCUACGACUGAAACAGGACAUUGGCGAGCUCCCUGUAUCCUUUGUCGGUUUGCCCACCUCAGACCUGUUCAUGAUGAGAACGACUGAAAACGUGCGCGGUACUUUGCCGAUUGUGGAGCUGAUCAACGAAUACGACCUCAACGGCGCGAUUGCUGUCAACAAUGUUGGCAACGCGUUCACACCGCAAGGAAACUGUGAUCCUUUGAGUAUUGCCAGUCUGGGAGUCGGCCUAUAUCAGGCAGGAACAAAGAAAGACGCCGAAUUGCUCUUUGAAGCCGUUUCAUCUCGAGCGAAAGCCGCCAUUGGCUGCGAGCCAAAUUCUUUCAUCCUGACCCCCGGGCAACGGGCUGACUUUGUGCUGUUUGAUGCUAUGGACAGCGGGUGGCGGUGCAGGAAGAGCAUUGCUGAAGUGGUCUACGAUGCAGGAUCCAGUCGACAAACAAUCUAUCGCGGCCGACUGACUACAUGA
Dothidotthia symphoricarpi CBS 119687 is the source of this 1332-nucleotide messenger RNA. RefSeq names its product cytosine deaminase protein-like protein. The record is from RefSeq and is a predicted model, not a curated record. The transcript is spliced from 3 exons. Gene Ontology annotation, molecular function: hydrolase activity, acting on carbon-nitrogen (but not peptide) bonds, in cyclic amidines. Lineage: Eukaryota; Fungi; Ascomycota; Dothideomycetes; Pleosporales; Dothidotthiaceae. The coding region runs from base 1 to 1332 and encodes 443 amino acids.